AUGGCAGAAAAAGUCUUAAAGAAGUUAGAUAUCCUGGAUGAUCAAGAAAAGAUAGUCCUGGCCCACAGAGAAAAGAUAAACAGACUUCAGAGUGGAAGGAGAAAGUCUUUGAAUACUACCCUGACAUUUGAUUUUCAUUUGGAAUUUGCACAGCCUAUUACUAAAUCAGCACUUAAGACAGUAUCAAAAAUCAGGGAAAACAAGUCAAAUGAGAUUAAAAAACAAAGAAGGUCUGUUUCCUUCAAAAGUGAGCCUGAACUUAAAAAUAGUGAUUCUGAAAAUUCAAAUUUUGUUCCAGAAAAUGCAAAAACACAAGAAAAUAAAUCAAUAGAUCAAACAAAAAAUAAAACUAUUGUGGAAUUUCAUCCUGUUGACCAUUUAGAAGAUGAUUUAAAUAAAAGAAACAAAUCUCCCUCACAGAUGAAUGAUUUUAGUAUAAAAAAAAGUGAAUCAACCAGAAACUAUCAAUUAAGUGAGCAUGUAGUCAGCAAGAAAACUUUGCUCCCCUUGUGUUUUGAGGAUGAAUUGAAAAAACCAAAUGUCAAGAUUAUCAGCAUUGAUGCACCAAAGACAGCAGUUUCUCAAAUGGAACAAAAUUAUACAAAUCCGAUCAUUUUCCAUGACACAGAUUAUGUACAAAUGCUACUUUUAACAAAAAAUAAGCUUCUUCCUCAUCAUAUUGAAAAUGAAAACAUUUACCCACAUAAAAGAACAAAUUUUGCUUUAGAAAAAAAAUAUGGAAUCCUCAAACCUUCAAGUGACCGAUACAUUACUCCUUCUAGUCUCAAAAGAACCAUGCCUACAGCAUGGAAGGAAAAUAUACAAAUACCACCAUUUGAAUUGAAUUGUAGAUUUGUAAAGGAUAAACCAAAGAAGAAAACCAGUAAGCAGAUAUUAGAAAAUAGAUAUAGGAAUAUACUCUACAAUUUCUCACAGAACUUUUUCAGUAUAACAAAAAAAUUUGUGGUUUUCCGUGAUAAAACGGUUACUCAAGAAAUAAAUGCUAAAACUGGAAAAUUUGAAAGAAUGUUUUCUACCACGAAACCAAUGGACUCACACAAAUUUAGUGCUUCAACUGCCAAAUGUUCAAAGCCUUUGAAAAGUAUACUUAAAGUACAUAGAGUAAAUAAUAUAACACCACUGGAUGAUUUGCUAAGUGUGCCAAGAAAAACUUAA
Chrysochloris asiatica (Cape golden mole) is the source of this 1176-nucleotide messenger RNA. It is a transcript of the gene CUNH1orf141, whose product is annotated as chromosome unknown open reading frame, human C1orf141. Bases 1 to 1176 code for a protein of 391 amino acids. The transcript is spliced from 6 exons. The record is from RefSeq and is a predicted model, not a curated record. NCBI's taxonomy places the organism in Eukaryota, Metazoa, Chordata, Mammalia, Afrosoricida, Chrysochloridae.